Messenger RNA from Alligator sinensis (Chinese alligator), 2863 nucleotides. Its product is annotated as zinc finger protein 883-like. The record is from RefSeq and is a predicted model, not a curated record. NCBI's taxonomy places the organism in Eukaryota, Metazoa, Chordata, Crocodylia, Alligatoridae. Gene Ontology annotation, biological process: regulation of transcription by RNA polymerase II. The coding region runs from base 735 to 2417 and encodes 560 amino acids. Gene Ontology annotation, molecular function: RNA polymerase II cis-regulatory region sequence-specific DNA binding; DNA-binding transcription factor activity. The transcript is spliced from 6 exons.
GCAGCCCCAGGUCCCUUGCUGCCCUCUCCCAGCCAGACCUGGAGAAGCUGGUAUGAACCAGGAUCUCUGCUCUUUCUUCGGAGCAGCUCGUGGCAAGAUGUUUCGCCAUCCUAGCUGGUGUUGCAGCUCGGGUUGGUAUUGAAGGACACAGGAAGGGGCUGGAUCAGCUGAGAGGUUCUGGCUGGAUGCUGGGAGGAGGGGAGGCAGGAAAGGGGUUGAAUAAAGAACCAAGGGACCAGAGACUGAGCAUCUCCUGGCAGUGACGGAGGGGGCACAGGAGGCAAUAUUGCCUGCCCUACAAUCCAGGAGCCCAGGCUGAGCAGCUGCUUCACCCCCGGCACAGGCUGCACCGAGAAGAGACCUUUAUUAGAGGGGGGACUUCCUCUGGCGGCUGCAAUCAGCCCCCAGGGUAGCCCGGGACACCAGCUCCUGACCCGGAGACUCCAGGAGCAGUAGUGCUGUUAGGAGCUGAUCCAGCUGCAGGAAGACUAAUGCUAGGAGAGGGACAGUGACACUAUGUCCCAGACCAAGGGAGAGAAGACAGAAAGAGAGAGCCAGGCUGGACGGGGCAGCAGGAGCAGGCAGUGGGGAGGGAGUUGACCAGCUCCAGCCUGGUCCAGGCCCCUUCCCUGCAGCCACUCUGGGCAGAGUCACUGUCCUGUGACCAAGGCAACAGAAUAACAGCUGUGUUCGAGCCCAGAUCAUCCCAUCCUUGUGGCAGACGGGGAAGGGAAAUGGCUGCAGCAGGUUCAGCUCAGGGUCCAGUGACCUUCAGGGAGGUGGCCCUGUAUUUCACUGAUCCCAGUCAGAGAGCUCUCUACAGGGAAGCCAUGCAGGAGAACCAUGAGAGCGGCUCCCUUCCGGGAACAGGCUCUCCGGUUCCCCAGCCAGAGGCAGUCUCCCAGCUGAAAUUAGAAGAAAACCCAUGGGUCCAGGACCUCCAGGGCUGUGAGGUGAGGGAGAUCCCCAGCAGUGCCUGCACAGAUGAGGGGACAGUGAGCAAGAAUGAAGAUGAGGGCCCUGAGCAUGCAGAGCCAGACAAGCUGUUGUCGGGAAGCUCCAAAGGGGACAUUUCCCAGUGCCUUGAGGAGGAUCAGGCUCGCGAGAGUCCUCGGGGGGAAAACCAGGCCUGCCUAAGGGAGUCUUUCUUGACGUCUCGCACUGAGGCCCUAACCCACAAGAGCCUGCGCCCCCGGGAGAGGCCCAGCCCCUGCCAGGACUGUGGGAAGAGUUUCCAGCAGCGGGUCAACCUCUUGGCCCACCAGCGCAGCCACACGGGCAAGAGGGCUCACCCAUGCCCAGAUUGCGGGCGGCGCUUUGGGGCCUUCUCCAAUCUCCUGCGGCACCAACGGGCACACGUGGGCGAGAAGCCCUACCAGUGCCCUGACUGCGGGAAGGGCUUUGGGCACAGCUCAGCCCUGGUGACCCACCGGCGCAUCCACACAGGGGAGAAGCCCUACCGCUGCCCCGACUGCGGCAAGCGCUUCAACGUGGUCUCCAAUCUGGUCCGCCACCAGCGGAGCCACACAGGGGAGAAGCCCUACACGUGCCCCGACUGUGGGCGGCGCUGCAGCCAGCGUUCCCACCUUGUCACCCACCGGCGGCUGCACACAGGCGAGCGCCCCUAUGCCUGCCGGGACUGCGGCAAGAGCUUCAAUGUCAGUUCCGACCUCAUCAAGCACCGGCGCACCCACACUGGGGAGCGCCCCUAUGCAUGUGGGGACUGCGGCCGGCGCUUUAGCGGCAGCUCCAACCUCAUCACUCACCAGCGCCUGCACACGGGCGAGCGCCCCUAUGUGUGCCCCGACUGUGGCAAGGGCUUCACCAUCAGCUCCAAGCUCAUUGCCCACCAGCGCACGCACACUGGAGAGCGCCCCUACGCAUGCACAGACUGCGGCCGGGGCUUCAGCGACCGGCCCCACCUGGUGCGGCACCAGAGCACCGCCCGCCGGGAGAAGCGCUACACAUGCUCAGACUGCGGGAAGGGCUUCACCACCAGCUCCUACCUGCUCACCCACCAGCGCAGUCACACGGGUGAGACGCCCUUCAUUUGUGGGGACUGUGGGAAGAGCUUCGCUGUGGUCUCUAACCUGGUGCGGCACCGGCGAGUCCACACGGGGGAGAAACCCUUCCGGUGCGGGGAAUGUGGGCGGCAGUACAGCCAGCGGGCUCACCUUACCACCCACCAGCGCGUCCAUACCGGCGAGCGCCCCUACGUCUGCCUGGACUGCGGGAAGGGCUUCAAUGUCAACUCCUCCCUCACUAAGCACCGGCGUGUCCACACCGGAGAGAAGCCUUAUGUCUGCCCAGACUGUGGCAAGCGCUUCAGCCAGAGCUCCAAUGUCAUCACCCACCGCCGCCUGCACCAUGGGGAGGACACCCAGCAUGCCCUGGACCAGACCCGGCAGCAGGAGUGAGGCCCAGGCAGAGCCAGGAGAAGAAUGAAUCCUGUUCCAGAGGUUUGCAUCUGUUCAGGAUGGCGCAGGAACAAGGGAAAGGAUUUCACUUGGCCAGCGCUAGUUUUGGUGCCAAAGUCUAGAAUUCUUGACUCUGCAGGGAGCUGGUCAGCUGCAGAUGCAUCUGUUUAGGCUCCCCUGCCUCCUGGUAAUCAGAGAGAGAGAGAGCGAGAGAGAGAGAUUGCCCUCACUGCCACCACCGCCACCAGUGCUUCCAUCCCCCUGGAGUUACGACUGCCCAUUCCUCAUGGCGCCCACCUUAUCCCUCCCCUCCUGCUGGGGGAACAAAGAGCUCCAUGCUCCUCCCCUCCAGACAUGUUUCUGCAAUCACUUUUGCUCCCCAACUUCUUGCCACGUCUGGGUCACUUCCCAUCACGUUAAUAAAACUCCUGCCCCCCACAGGCAAC